AUGGUAAUACCACCGUGGAUAAUUAAACCAUAUGGUGACAUAGAAGAAACGAAUGUCAUAAUACAAGAGGAACUGACUGAACUAAGUACAAACGAAGAACUUAAGGUUCAGUUUAAAAACGGAUAUCAGCAAUUCUGGCUGCAAAACAACAUACCCGUUACUUAUCCCGUAUUAUGGAAUAUAGCGAGGACAUUUUUAAUUUCCUUUCCAUCGUCAUACCUAGUGGAAAGGGGGUUCAGCGCUGUUACCAAUCUCCUAACGAAAAAAAGAAACAGACUGGACAUCAUUAGCCGAGGAGAUUUAAGAUUAACCCUUACAAAAUUGUCGCCAAAUGUUGAUAAUUUAUUAUUAAAGCAUCAGGUUCAUCCUUCUCACUAAAAAUAUUGACUUAUUGCUUAUGUUAUUUUAUUUAUAGUUUAUUUUAUGUUUAUUGGUGUCUGACCAAUAAACGCCCGCAUUGGGAAUAAGUGCCCGCAUUGAUUUUUUUAAAGAACCCCCCUUUAUAGAAAAUAUUUUUUUUUAAAAUUAUUCUGAAAAUUCAAGGAUAGGUACACACGAAAAUUCGUUAAUAUUUUGCCUAUUUUUAGAUAACUAAAACGCAUAAGAAGCGGAAUUUAAUCAAACUAACAGUGAAAUUAUUGUAGAACAUACGUUUAUGUUAUAAUUAAUAAACGAACUCGCUUAUUGUACUAUUUUAAGUAAAAAACUUUUGUUUUAUUAUUUUUCACCUUUUUUAUUUUAUCUCUCUUAUUUUUUUUCAAUGCGGACACUUAUUCCCAAUGCGGGCACUUAUUAGUCAGACACCUGUUUAUUUAAUGUUACGUAUAUUUUACAUAACAGAUACAAAAUUUUAUUUUGAGUAGUUUUAAUUUAAAUUCAAUU
Molecule: messenger RNA, 882 nt
Organism: Acanthoscelides obtectus
Lineage: Eukaryota; Metazoa; Arthropoda; Insecta; Coleoptera; Chrysomelidae
Source: the annotation of a GenBank genome assembly